UCUAUAAUAUAAAAUAAAGUAAGCUUCAAUAACUCUAUUCGACGGUCUCAAAUAGACUUAUUCAACGGUCAUUAAUAUUAUCUUUCAAAAUUAUUCACAUUACACCGUUCCUUCAGACAUAAAUUAUCUCUAGUAAAGAAUUAAGUAUUGACAAUUUUGUACAUUUUUAAACUUAUUUAUCAAAUUACCACACUUUUUUAAAAGUGAAUUGUUGAUUUCACUUUUAAGAGUGAAUUUAGCUCGACCUCUUUUUUUUACAUUUGAUUAAAAUAUUGAAUGACUUUGGCCAACCUAAGAUUAAAAGCGGAGUUGUUGACUCUAGAACCAAGAUAAAUAACCCCGCUUUUUAAAGUGCCAUAAUUUAAUAAAUAAGUUCAAGUGCCGUAGUUUGAUAAUUUUAUUUUAAAAUUGUAAAUGAGGAGGUUUAAGAAACAGUCAAGGGCGUUAAUGGUAUUUCAAAUAAUAAAAGGGGUGUUUAUGUUAUUAUGCUUGUCUGACUAAAUAUUGGGUGUAUCUGUAAUUUAUCUCCAAAACACAGCGAGGGUGCUCGCUUCAAAUCUAAGGCUUUGGCCUGCCAUCAUCGUCGCGUCACCGUCGUAGUUCUGGGGCCAAGAAGGUCGGUACAUUUCCAUUCUCACUGCUAAUCACGACUCAGGGCGUGUUAUGGCGCAUAGGUUGUUGAGAGAUGUAGAGGCUGAUGGUUGGGAACGGUCGGACUUUCCAAUCAUAUGUGAGUCAUGCCUCGGCGACAAUCCGUACGUUCGAAUGACGAAAGCAGACUAUGAUAAGGAGUGCAAGAUUUGCACACGACCCUUUACAGUUUUCAGGUGGAGGCCCGGUCGUGAUGCUAGAUAUAAAAAAUCUGAGAUUUGUCAAACCUGCAGUAAGUUGAAAAAUGUUUGUCAAGUUUGCCUUCUGGAUCUCGAAUAUGGGUUGCCAGUUCAGGUUCGAGAUACUGCUCUCAGUAUCAAUUCAAAUGAUGCCAUUCCAAAGAGUGAUGUGAAUAGGGAAUAUUUUGCAGAGGAGCAUGAUCGCAGGGCAAGAGCUGGUAUUGAUUAUGAAUCUUCAUACGGAAAGGUUCGGGCUAAUGAUACUAUUUUGAAGCUUCAAAGAACGACACCAUACUACAAGAGAAAUCGAGCACAUGUUUGCAGUUUCUAUGUUCGGGGUGAAUGUACAAGAGGUGCUGAGUGCCCUUACAGGCAUGAGAUGCCUAACACAGGGGAGUUAUCACAUCAAAAUAUUAAAGAUCGCUACUAUGGAGUAAACGAUCCAGUGGCCAAUAAGUUGCUCAACAAGGCAGGUGAAAUGCCCUCUCUAGAGCCCCCUGAGGAUGAGAGCAUUAGAACCCUCUAUGUGGGUGGGCUUGAUGCAAGAAUCACCGAGCAGGACCUAAGGGAUCACUUCUAUGCCCAUGGUGAGAUCGAGUCAAUAAAGAUGGUGCUCCAACGAGCUUGUGCUUUUGUAUCUUACACGACGAGAGAAGGUGCAGAGAAAGCAGCUGAAGAACUUGUGAACAAGCUGGUGAUCAAGGGUCUGAGGCUGAAGUUGCUGUGGGGUAGACCACAAGCCCCAAAGCCAGAGUUUGAAGAUGAAGCAAGGCAGCAAGCAGCGGUGGCUCAUAGUGGAAUGUUGCCUAGGGCAGUUAUAUCGCAGCAGCAGAACCACCUCCUUCAACCACCUGGCACUCAGGACCCACCCCCUCCAAUGCAUUACUUCAACAUUCCCCCACCACCUCAGCAGGAAAGGACAUUUUAUCCAUCAAUGGAUCCUCAGAGAAUGGGUGCCCUUAUUCCAUCCCAAGAGGGGGCUCCUAAUGGGCCUUCAGGGCCAGGUGAGAACAGAGGUGGUUCGGACAAACAGCAACAUGGGCAUCAUCAUGCUUACCCAGUUGCAAACAAGGCAUAAGGACUUAUAUUGGCAUCCGUUACUUGGAGGAGAAUUGAUUGCCCAUCUUCUUCCUUACUACGGUGAGGAAUCAAGAAUUUUUACACAAGAAUAAAUUAAAUAGCGUACAUCUAAUUCUCUCCGGAUUUCGCAAUGACAGGAGUCUUAUGGACGGAAUACACUUUUUACCAUAGAUUAAACCUUAGAAGCUAAAAAAAAAACUUUUUAUGACAGACUUCUUACAGGAAGAAAAACCUAUAGCAGAAGGCUUUCACUCUCCAUAGAGAGAAAAAGAUCUAGAGGAAGAAGAAAAAGGAAGGUGAUAGAGCCACAUACUGGUAGUUCCAAUCUCUGACAGUCCCAAUCGACCUCUUUUUCUUUUGGAAAAUGGAGAUCGAACAAAUUGCAAUUGUUAGAUUAAAAGUGAGCUCUAUUUAACAUUAAAAUUUAUGACGGCGUUUACUAGAAUGAAGUUGACUAAAGAGUUAGGUGUCAUGAAUCUCAUUUUGAAAGGAGAUGCAAAGAAUGUUACAGAGGUUAUAUGGUAUACGAAGUUAAACCAGUCAGAAGUGGGGAUGUUUGUAGAGAAGAAACAUAUCUAGGUCACUUUAUUUUCGCACAUUUUCAAUAUGUUAGGUUCGAAGGAGCGACAACGAGGUUGCAAAUUGUUUAUCUAAGUAUGCAUUAGUGAAACAAGUACGCAUGUA
Molecule: messenger RNA, 2594 nt
Organism: Ilex paraguariensis (yerba mate)
Lineage: Eukaryota; Viridiplantae; Streptophyta; Magnoliopsida; Aquifoliales; Aquifoliaceae
Source: the annotation of a GenBank genome assembly